CCAGAGAGAUAGGCAGGCACUAGUAAGAAAGAAAGCAACCAACCAACCAAAGCAAGCCAAGUACUCCUCAUUCAUCCCUGUGGGCUGUGGCCGCCAUGGACCCCUUUCUCGCCGUUGCCCCCCUCCUCCCCACCACGACGGGCAAGCCACUCGCCGGCGUCUCCGACUACCGCGGCCGCCCCGUGUACCGCCGCAACUCCGGCGGAUGGCGAUCCGCGCUCUUCGUAGUCGCGGUGGAGAUCGCGGGGAGCUUCGCCUACUUCGGCAUCUCCGCCAACCUCAUCACCUACCUGACGGGCCCGCUCGGCCACUCCAACGCCUCCGCCGCCGCCGCCGUCAACGCCUGGUCGGGGACGGCCAGCCUGAUGCCGCUGCUGGGCGCCUUCCUCGCCGACGCCUACCUGGGACGCUACCGCUCCGUCAUCCUCGCAUGCUCCCUCUACGUCCUGGGGUACAGCAUGCUCACACUGUCGUCGACUCUGCCGGGGCUGCGGCCGUCGCCGACGUGCACGGACGGCAACUCCUUGCUCAGCUGCAAGCCUGGGUGGGCGCAGGUGGCCUUCUUCUACGUGUCCCUCUACCUCGUCGCCCUGGCGCAGGGCGCCGAUAAGCCCUGCGGCCUGGCCUUCGCCGCGGAUCAGUUCGACGCCGACCACCCAAAGGAGCGCGCCUCCCGCGGCUCCCUCUUCAACUGGUGGUUCUUCUGCAUGGCCGUCGGCAUAUCUGUCGCCGUCUCACUCGUCGGCUACAUCCAGGAGAACGUGGGAUGGGGCGUCGGCUUCGGCACUCCCUGCGCCGUCGUGCUCUGCGCCUUCACCGUUUUCCUGCUCGGCACCCCCACCUACCGCGUCUACGCGCCCACGACCUCUGGUGGCGAGUCCCCCUUCGUCCGCCUCGCCCGCAGCCUCGCCGCCAAAACAGGAGGUCGUCAUCUCCUUGCUUCGGACUCCCAGUCCCAGGAGGAAGAAGAAGAAGAAGCAGCAGCAGCAGCAGAUGCCCGUUGCGUGCUUCGGCUGCUGCCCAUCUGGGCGACGAGCCUGGCGUACGGCGUGGUGUACGCGCAGAUCAUGACGCUUUUCAACAAGCAGGGCCGCACCCUGGACCGCCGCAUCGGCGGCGGCCUGGAGCUGCCACCCGCGGCGCUGCAGACGUUCGGGCCGGCGAGCAUCCUGCUGUUCGUGCCCAUCUACGACCGCGCGCUGGUGCCGGCGCUCCGCUGGGCGACGGGCAACCCGUCAGGGCUGAGCAUGCUGCAGCGCGUGGGCGCGGGCAUGGCGACGUCCCUGGCGGCGGUGUCGGUGGCAGCGCUGGUGGAGGGCCGGCGGCUUGCGACAGCGCGGGAGCACGGGCUGGUGGACGAUCCUGGAGCGACGGUGCCGAUGAGCUGGGUCUGGCUGGUGCCGCAGUACGCGAUGAUGGGGGUGGCGGACGUGCUGGCGGUGGUGGGGCUGCAGGAGCUCUUCUACGACCAGAUGCCCGACGGCCUCCGAAGCCUGGGGCUGGCGCUCUACCUCAGCGUCAUGGGCAUUGGCGGCUUCAUCAGCAGCUUCCUCAUCUCGCUCAUCGACGGCAUCACCGGGAGGAGCGGCGGAGACAGCUGGUUCGCGGACAACCUGAACCGCGCGCACCUGGACUACUUCUACUGGCUGCUGGCGGCGCUGAGCGCCGUGGAGCUCGCGCUCUUCCUCUGCUUCGCGCGCUCCUACGUCUACAAGCGCUACAGCCUCAUCUCCUCCUCCGUAAACCAAAAAUAACUAGCUGGUACCCCGUCCGUUGCCACGGGUGUUAGGAGUUGUCCACAUAUUUAUGUAUCAAUAAUAUUUUGACUAGCUACAAUAUAUCCUAUAAUAUACAUGACAAAAGGUCCGUUGAUAUUAGA
Phragmites australis (common reed) is the source of this 1879-nucleotide messenger RNA. RefSeq names its product protein NRT1/ PTR FAMILY 5.10-like. The coding region runs from base 96 to 1754 and encodes 552 amino acids. Lineage: Eukaryota; Viridiplantae; Streptophyta; Magnoliopsida; Poales; Poaceae. The transcript has 3 exons. The record is from RefSeq and is a predicted model, not a curated record. Gene Ontology annotation, biological process: transmembrane transport. Gene Ontology annotation, cellular component: membrane. Gene Ontology annotation, molecular function: transmembrane transporter activity.